AUGACUUUCUCUUCCUCCCCGGUGCUGUACCCUGCGAGCUCUUCGCCACCAGCAAUCCCCGAGAAGAAGAAGCGUCGACUCUUUCAACCCUUUCCCAGCGCGCGACAACCGAAGAAACCCAAGUUGGUGGGCGGGUUUUUGGUGGAUAGCGAUGACGAAGACGCCGACCAGGACAAGGCGGAAGAGGUUGAGAACCCUCAUGCACUUCCUCGGAAAGACCCAAUCCUACCUACGCCGCCGAAAGAGCACACAGAAACCGUCACCCCGAUUGACACUGUAGAAACUACGAAGCCAGCCGAUCAACCGGCCAGUCCGACUCUGCACCCAUUGCCUCGCCCCCUGCUCAGAAAGAGACUACCAAACAAUGUCACUGUGCAGACUUGUCAGGGGGCAUCACUGGAGAUCUCCAUUCGACAAAAGUCCCAACAAUUGUCGUAUGAGCAGACAAUCGCGCAGCGAUCAAUGACAGCGGCUGGACGGGCGAAGAAAGCAUAUUAUGGUAUUGAAAUCCACAAGCUCAUGGACGAGGCCACGACACAGCGGCAGCUUCACAAGUUUGAGAAGCAGAGAGAGGCUGAAGAAAGACUUGCAGAACCAUCACUUCAGGGCCCGGUAAAAGCCGUGACCCCAGCUUCCAAACCAGCCAGUCACCAAAUGUGGACAGAGAAGUACCGAGCGAGGAAAUUCACCGAGCUUGUCGGAGACGAGCGCACGCAUCGGCAGGUUCUUCGUUGGCUGAAAGCUUGGGACCAUGUGGUCUUUCCAGGAAGUGGAAAGCCCAAAUCUAUCAAAGUGUUGGACGAAAAGGACCAAGGCCAGCAGCAACACAGGAAGAUCUUGCUCCUGACUGGACCACCGGGUCUCGGAAAGACCACCUUGGCCCAUGUCUGCGCCAAGCAAGCGGGCUAUGAGGUCCUUGAAAUCAAUGCAAGUGACGACAGAAGCCGGGAUGUCGUCCGAGGGAGAAUCAAAGAUGCUCUUGGCACCGAAACUGUCCGAGGCAUCAAAGAGCAAGGCAAAGCAAGAAAGGCCGGGCGGCCCGUAUGUGUCGUUGUUGAUGAAGUGGACGGCGUCACCACGGGCUCGGGUGCCAGUGGGGAAGGUGGCUUCGUCAAGGCGCUAAUCGACCUUGUUCAGCUGGACCAGAAGAACUCAGCAUUGACCGGCAGCGGAGAUAUGUCUAAGGGCAAAAGAAAGGGCGACAAGUUCAGAAUGCUGAGGCCCUUGAUUCUGGUCUGUAACGACGUGUAUGCCCCUUCGCUUCGACCACUGCGAAUGAGUUCGAUGGCCGAGGUCGUUCAUGUUCGAAAGGCGCCGAUGGACAAAGUCAUUGCCCGAAUUAAGAAUGUCUUUGAGAGGGAAUUGAUUGCCUGUGACAAUGAUGCUGUACGUCGACUGUGCGAAAACGCGUGGGGCCUAGCAAUGCGGAAACAGCGGGUUCCCGGCUCUCGCGGCUCAGGAGAAGGCGACAUUCGAGGGGUCCUCGUUCAGGCCGAAUGGAUUGCUCACAAGCUGCGCGCAAACGAAGCCAAGCCGAGAUUGACGCGACAGUGGCUGGAACCGCAGCUUCAAGACGCCCAGGCAGGCCAGAAAGGCUUAGGACGAGGCGGUGUCCGAGAGGUCGUCGAGCGAGUGUUCUUGGAAGGAGCUGGUUUGCCCAACCUACCGACCAAUCUUUCCGCAGACGAAGCCAGAUUGAUCGCUGACUCCAAGACGAAUCCUAUCGGCGUGGCCAAUCUGCGAAAGCGUGCAGCCCUCACAGCCCUGAGAGAGAUGAUCGAUACCUGCGGGGACCACGAUCGAGUAAUGACUGACUGCUUUGCCACAUACCCGACUCUAACAUAUCAAGAUGACACCCAGCUGUCGAAGCCGAAUGCUGGAUACGAUUGGCUUCAUUUCCACGAUUGCUUGUCAAGCCGGGUCUACUCAGGCCAAGAGUGGGAACUCACGCCUUACCUGAGUACUAGCGCCUGUGGCUUUCACCAUCUCUUUGCCGUGGUCGACAAAGGCAACAAGGCUUGGAACGACGAGACGCCAGAGGAAGAAGAGGCGGAUGUUCACCCAUUCAUGGGUCCCAAGGCAGAUUUUGUCGCCUAUGAGGCGGAAAAGCAAAGCCGGACGCUGCUGACAGAGCUGCAAUCGAGCUUUUCAGCACCUCUGUUGAGGCUGUUUAGUUCUGUCGACGAUAUCGCCACCGAGCUGAUCCCCAGCGUGGGAAAGAUGUUGGCUCCAGACGUCAAGCCUGUUGUGAUAGGCGGAUCAGGUGGUUCUGCCAGUGUAGCGAGUGUGCGGAAGGAGACUGAGAAGGUGUGUGUGAGAAACGCUGUUCGAACCAUGAUGGCUCUGGACUUGUCUUUCGAACAAGUUCGCGUGGAGGUCGAAGGUGGUGGCGCUCAUUCGAAUGGCGGUUACGUGUACCGGAUGGAACCCCCUCUGGACAAUCUCCUAUCUUACCACUUGGACAAGUCAGCCUCUGGUGCCGGUCCGAUCCGAUAUGCAGUUCGACAAGUACUCGACCAAGAGCUCAAGAAGGAGAAAAUCUUGCAGAAUUCAGUAGUCAGGCACGCUCGGUCUGGAUCAUCGUACUCCAGCCAGGCGGUGGAUGAGAACAAGGAGAACGAAAGCCCAGGUAACAAAGCGCAGCGGGUGGCGUCGAAGGAAAUCGGCGUCAAGCGCGACUUCUUCGGACGGAUGAUCAACGAAAACCGGCCCAAGUCAGCUGGUAAGGCGGCGAAUGAACCGGGCGUCAAGCGACAAGCAGGUCGAAUUUGGGUGUCAUUCCACGAAGGGUUCUCGAAUGCCGUUCGGAAACCGAUCACGCUGAAGGAGUUGCUGGACGGUUUCUGA
Cladophialophora carrionii CBS 160.54 is the source of this 2847-nucleotide messenger RNA. RefSeq lists its product as uncharacterized. NCBI's taxonomy places the organism in Eukaryota, Fungi, Ascomycota, Eurotiomycetes, Chaetothyriales, Herpotrichiellaceae. The transcript is spliced from 2 exons. Gene Ontology annotation, cellular component: nucleus. Bases 1 to 2847 code for a protein of 948 amino acids. Gene Ontology annotation, molecular function: ATP binding; ATP hydrolysis activity; DNA binding. The record is from RefSeq and is a predicted model, not a curated record.